GCAUAAGUCUGCAGUCAAGAAAGGUUGUUCUUAAAUACGCUAAUUCUUUUAGAGCCAGGGCUAAGCUCCUAAACACUCACUUUUUUCCUGUCAGUCGUUCUUUUGAUUGAAGAGAAGGAAAACAAAACUUGCGCCUCAUGAGGAAGAUAUAGAGCUAUUUUGAUGACCUUCUUUUACAAAUGCUUCUCUUGAGACCCAGUCUCUCACUUAGAGCAGAUCUCUGGUCUGAACCAUCCUUCUCUGUGAACAGUAUUUUGGACAGGAAAUACAGAAACAGAACAUAUAUGCACUUCAGAAGAGAAUACCUUAUGACGAAAUGACUUCUUCAGAAGACUACUUAGAGAGAGCCAUAAAGGAAAAGCUUUAUCUAAGAACAAAAGCAUGGUGACUUCUGAAUAUUACAUCACCAAAUGAGGAACCCACAAGCAAGACAUAAUUUCUACUUGGCGGCACCUGACUUGCUGGAUCCCAAAUCGGCCACUCAGAACUCCAAACCAAGAUUAUCAUUUUCUACCAAGCCUACCGUGCUUUCUUCACGGGAGGAGAGUGAUUCAGCUAUUAAUGUUAUGAAAUGGAAGACAGUCUCAACAAUUUUUCUGGUGGUAGUCGUGUAUUUAAUAAUUGGAGCAACAGUGUUUAAAGCCCUGGAGCAGCCUCAUGAAACCUCCCAGAGAACCACCAUUGUGAUUCAGAAGCAGACGUUUGUAUCUCAGCAUUCCUGUGUGAAUGCAACAGAGCUUGAUGAACUCAUUCAGCAAGUAGUGGCAGCAAUAAAUGCAGGAAUCAUACCUUUAGGAAACACAUCUACUCAGAUCAGUCACUGGGACUUGGGAAGUUCCUUCUUCUUUGCUGGCACUGUUAUUACCACCAUAGGCUUUGGAAACAUCUCACCACGCACACAAGGUGGGAAGAUAUUCUGUAUCAUCUAUGCCUUACUGGGAAUUCCUCUGUUUGGUUUUCUGUUGGCUGGUGUUGGCGACCAACUAGGAACAAUCUUUGGGAAAGGAAUUGCCAAAGUAGAAGAUACCUUUGUUAAAUGGAAUGUGAGUCAGACAAAGAUUCGCAUAAUUUCAACAAUAAUAUUCAUACUAUUUGGCUGUGUGCUGUUUGUUGCUCUUCCUGCAGUUAUAUUCAAACACAUAGAAGGCUGGAGCACACUAGAUGCAAUUUAUUUUGUGGUUAUCACUUUAACUACCAUUGGAUUUGGUGACUAUGUUGCAGGGGGAUCAGAUAUUGAGUACCUAGAUUUUUAUAAACCAGUGGUGUGGUUCUGGAUCCUUGUUGGGCUUGCUUACUUUGCAGCUGUCCUCAGCAUGAUUGGAGACUGGCUAAGAGUCAUAUCAAAAAAGACAAAGGAAGAGGUAGGGGAAUUCAGAGCCCAUGCUGCGGAAUGGACAGCCAACGUCACCGCAGAGUUCAAAGAAACACGAAGACGUCUAAGUGUGGAGAUCUACGACAAGUUCCAGCGGGCUACCUCUAUCAAAAGAAAGCUCUCUGCAGAACUGGCGGUCAACCACAAUCAAGACCUGACUCCUUGCAAGAGAACCCUAUCAGUCAACCAUCUAACCAGUGAGAAGGACAUCUUGCCAGCUCUAACAAAGACGGACAGCAUUUAUAUGAAUGGUUUGACGCCUCACUGUGCAGCAGAAGAGAUAGCUGUUAUUGAAAAUAUUAAGUAGUUGUGACUUGGGAUCCCAGUCCUUGAGAAGCUUUUGGCUUAGACUAGCCAUAUACCUUUUUUCUCCACCCUGUCAAUGACCAAUGCUCAUAGCAUUUUAUAUGUGUGCAUGAGUUCCACAGAAACUGCAGUCCAGAGUUACCAUCACAUCUCUUCAAAGACACAAGAUGAAUGGCACUUCUGUUAUUGAAAGAUGCUGGAACAAGCAAUGUCUUCUGCCUUUAUCUGCCCAGACUGUUUUUCAUUUCUCCUAAUGUGCCAUAUGGCCUCAAGAAUGAAUCACACUUGUUAUGGUAACAAUGUAGCUUUGAGGGAUCAGUCCUUAAAAUUUCAGGGUCUACAUUACUGAGCCUAGGAAUGGACCAUUUAUGGACUACAACACAUUUGUAAAUGGCAAGAAAUUCUUAUGCAGCCUUUUACCUAAGAAAUUUUUGUCAGUGCCUUAUCUUUUGAAGAACCAGAACCUCUACAAUUCCUAUACGGUUUUUGUUUGUUUGUUUGUUUGCAUGAGUAAUGUAUUUCAUUUGAGCUUUCAUUCUUCUUGAAACGAUAGCGUUUUAAAGAUGUCUAUAAUGAAGAUACCAACCAGCAUGAAUGAAUGCCGAAACUCAACAGUCAUCAAAUUAAUGUUCUUAGCUCUAAAUUUAAAGGCACUGCGGUUUCAAAAGUUGUGACAAUAUCCCUCAGAAGCAUUUGUUUUACUCAGGUCCAGCUGAUACUUGUUCACACUGACUUGUAGAAUUUGCAGACCCACUCAGGUCGUAUUUUUCAAGCAGUGUUCGGCAGUUUUUUUCUCUGCAUCAGAUGUACCAAAAAAAAAAUCUGCAGCUUAUCUAUCACUAAAUUAUUUGGUAGAUGACAAGAGCAAAUAAAAAUUACUAUUAUGAGGAUAGGCAGGAGAGGGUUUUAAUUGGUGCAUUCUGAUAGCCAUACUCAGAAAACAAUGCAGAAAAAUACGGUAGUUUUUAAUGAGCAUAAACCUUCUGCCAGACAUUUGCUCCACGAAAAGGAUUCUUAACUUCCUCUUUCAGUCAAGUCACACCAGACGCCGUAAGAUCUUUUACACAGGAGUCCUGCUGGAGUGCUUUCCUGAAUGUCAUGCUGCACAGCGGCUGCCUAUGCUGGAGCUGUGGCUGAAGUGGGAAUGCAAUUGAAACUGGUAUCACUGUGACUUUGUACAUGUCAAACAUACAGGUGUCUGAAUACAAGUGCAGGCAUGGAGGAGAGCUGAUAAAUAG
Struthio camelus australis is the source of this 2916-nucleotide messenger RNA. RefSeq names its product potassium two pore domain channel subfamily K member 2 (gene KCNK2). Gene Ontology annotation, biological process: potassium ion transmembrane transport; stabilization of membrane potential. The record is from RefSeq and is a predicted model, not a curated record. Gene Ontology annotation, molecular function: potassium ion leak channel activity; outward rectifier potassium channel activity. Gene Ontology annotation, cellular component: plasma membrane. Lineage: Eukaryota; Metazoa; Chordata; Aves; Struthioniformes; Struthionidae.